Molecule: messenger RNA, 567 nt
Organism: Ilyonectria robusta
Lineage: Eukaryota; Fungi; Ascomycota; Sordariomycetes; Hypocreales; Nectriaceae
Exons: 1
Source: RefSeq, a predicted model, not a curated record
CAGCUCAUACAGAUAGAAUCAACUUUGACUUCUCCUGACAACCGCUAUCUUCUCUUAGUAUACCUCUUGGACGAACCCUUUGCAAUUCCUACUUCCUCAAACAUCCUCUCACCCAUUGACGUCAAAAUGAAGCUCUCCCUCAUCGCCCUCAUUGCCGCUGCUGCCCCGGCCAUUCUGGCCGCCCCUGCCCCUGAGGCUGAGCCAGGUGCUCCAGCCAAGUACGGCGACCAUUAUCCUCCCAAGGGCGGAUACGGUCGCUACGGUGACAAGGGUGGGAAGCAUAAGGGCAAGGGAGAUGACGACGAUGACGACGACAAGUACGACGACAAGUACGGCUAUCCUUCCAAGGGCGGAGACAAAGGCCACUACAACAAAGAUCGCCGUGGCAAUGAUUAUGGAGGUUAUGGGGACGACAAGGGCAAGGGCCAUGGAGGUUAUGGGGACGACAAGAGCAAGGGGCAUGGAGGUCAUGGGGACGACAAGAGCAAGGGGCAUGGAGGGGACGACAAGGGACACGGCAAGGACCAUUGGAAGGACCACGACAAGGGCUACGGCAAGGGCUACUAG